Molecule: messenger RNA, 1277 nt
Organism: Myotis davidii
Lineage: Eukaryota; Metazoa; Chordata; Mammalia; Chiroptera; Vespertilionidae
Gene: HSPB6
Product: heat shock protein family B (small) member 6
Exons: 3
Coding region: 1-453 (150 amino acids)
Biological process (GO): response to heat; protein refolding
Molecular function (GO): structural constituent of eye lens; protein folding chaperone
Source: RefSeq, a predicted model, not a curated record
AUGGAUCCCGGUGCGCCUGGGCGCCUCUUCGACCAGCGCUUCGGCGAGGGGCUCCUGGAGGCUGAGCUCGCUGCACUCUGUCCCACCACGCUGGCGCCCUACUACCUGCGCGCACCCAGCGUGGCGCUGCCCGCCGCCCAGGUGCCCGCCGACCCCGGGCAUUUCUCGGUGCUGCUGGAUGUGAAGCACUUCUCCCCAGAGGAAAUCACUGUCAAGGUGGUUGGUGAACAUGUGGAGGUGCACGCUCGCCAUGAGGAGCGCCCGGAUGAGCACGGAUACGUGGCUCGAGAGUUCCACCGCCGCUACCGUUUGCCGCCUGGUGUGGACCCUGCCGCCGUGACAUCAGCGUUGUCCCCUGAGGGCGUUCUGUCCAUCCAGGCCGCGCCCGUGCUGGCCCAGGCCCCACUGCCGCAACCACAGGCUGCUGCCAAGUUGGGGUCUGGGCACACCUGAAGCCUGGGGACCGCCGCAGGCCACCUGUUUUAAAGCCGACCUGACUCCGCCCAGCCAGAUGUACCGAGCUCGCCAAGACCACCACCCCUACACCCCAUCUGGGGUCCAGCCCGGACCCUUCCAACCUAGACUCAGCCCUGAUCUCUCAUACACCCUCGUUUUCAAACCCCAACACCUUCCUAGCUUCCAGACCCUACAAGCCCAUCCCCACUAACCCAUUUCUUGGCUUGUAAAGCCACUCAAAACCUAUUUCCUUCUCAUUAUGAAAAUAAUCACUCUGAUACCUGACUAUGAUAUAGACAGCCCUGUUCCCACCAUAGGCCAAUUAAGCACAACCCUCCCCCACACCCUCACCCCCCUAUCCCACAAAGCCCCAGACUCUGCAGACUUCCCACACCAGAUCACCCAAGCCUGGUCUUCCACUCAUUCUAACCAGACAGUCCACCCCCACCCCUCUUCCCAUCUUCUGACAUAAAACCUCAGCCAGCCACCUUCAGACUCUUGAAUCCCUUUUCAGACCCCCGCCCUUGGAAAACCCAUUCUAGACCAACCAGGACCCUCAAAAAUGUAGAUAUCCUGCUCAUUUCCCAGGCUCUACAGAAUGUCCUAACCCUCCUCCAACUUCACCAAGGGCACCCCAGUCACUUUGUCUUGACCCUUAAGUCUCUAAUCACAGGCAAUCCACCUUCCAGUCUCUACCCCUUAUUCUCCAAGACCCAGCCUGCAGCCACUUUCUUAGAUUUUGAUUCCCCACAUUUUUUCUCCCUCCCUAAAUUCCCUGCUGUCCUAUCCCCUCACUCCUCAAUAAAUGUGCUAGAGUUGUG